Messenger RNA from Lethenteron reissneri (Far Eastern brook lamprey), 1206 nucleotides. RefSeq names its product histone H1.5-like. The record is from RefSeq and is a predicted model, not a curated record. Gene Ontology annotation, molecular function: DNA binding; structural constituent of chromatin. Gene Ontology annotation, cellular component: nucleosome. Lineage: Eukaryota; Metazoa; Chordata; Hyperoartia; Petromyzontiformes; Petromyzontidae. Gene Ontology annotation, biological process: nucleosome assembly.
UCGAAUUCGUGAGAGCGCUGAUUUCGGUUUCAAAGAGGCGAGGCGAUAAAAGCGACGUCUUGAGAUGGCGGAAACUGCUCCUGCUCAACCACCAGCUGCGGCUACUUCAGCGCCUAAAAGCCCCAAGAAGAAGCGCGCCGCUCCAAAGGCCAAGAAGGUCGGCCCCAGCGUGUCCGAGCUCAUCCUCAAGGCUCUGGCCAGCAGCAAGGAGAGGAACGGCGUGUCUCUUCCUGCGCUCAAAAAGUCGCUUGCUGCCGGAGGAUACGACGUGGAGAAGAACAAUGCCCGCGUGAAGUUGGCCAUCAAGAAGCUCGUGGCCAAAGACGCCGUGGCGCAAGUGAAGGGCAGCGGCGCGUCUGGCUCUUUCAAACUCAACAAGGAAAAGGCUGCCGCAAAGGCGAAGCCCAAGUCGUCAACGGCAAAGCCCGCAGCUAAAAAGCCCGCGGCAGCCAAGAAGGUGAAGAAGCCCGCGGCAGCCAAGAAGACCGCGCCCAAGAAGUCUCCCAAGAAAGCAAAGAAGCCCGCGGCUGCCAAGGCGGCCAAGAGCCCCAAAAAGGUGAAGUCGGCUGUUAAGCCCAAGAAGGCGGCGAAGAGCCCAGCCAAGCCCAAGGCUGCGAAGCCCAAGGUCGCUAAGCCCAAGACCGUCAAGGCCAAGGCCGCCAAACCCAAGGUGGCCAAGCCCAAGAAGGCCGCGGCCAAGCCCAAGAAGACUGCGCCAAAGAAGUGAAUCCGAUGGGACGACCGACGCUCGAUUCACUCCACCUCAACGGCUCUUUUCAGAGCCACCCACUUCGUUCAAAAAGUGAACCAGAUGCUGCUGCGCUUCAAUUAGUUCAAAUUAACUGUGUAACAUUUCACCCACUCGAUGUGUUUUAAGCAUUGAUGUGAUGGGAGUGAUCGAGCCCGAAAGCAGGGAUCACAAACACAGGCGAGGCGGGUGGCAGCUCCCUCACUCGAACUGAGUGCAGAGUAAUCUCAGCGACGUCAGCAUUCUCGCUGGCGAUUCUAAUCUAAAUCCAGAUUCAAAAUGAUGCAUUGACGAAUCUCCAAUUUUGAUUAUGUGUUGCACCUCUUCAUUCCGUCAUCAUGUUACUGGUGCCAAAUAUGGAAUUUAGUCUAAAAAUGUAUUGAUUCCAGACAGCUUUACUCAAUUUGCCUUCAUUCGCUCAUUCCGCCUUUUCACUUUGUUUUUGUUUUGUAAACAUU